CACCAUUGAUGGCGGGUAAAUUGAACAGAACAGAAGUUAAAAAAUUGACUUCAUCGCAAAAAGCUGCUGGUUCUGUUCGCAUCCUGCCUGGACAUGUGUUGGUCAAUGAGAAAUAUCAAGGAUCACUCCUUGUCAAGGUUUUACAAGGGAGUGUCAAUGUGGUGUUUGAAAAUCUUGGGUUUAUGGAUUUCCGACCAUCAGUCGAUGUUGGUGUUUUAUUCUUGAAUGAGUCCGAAUUGAUAACAGGAACUACUUACAAGCAGAGAAUCAUAAAGUUGGCCAAGGUGCAGACUACCCGUGCACUUGUGCUUUAUGAAAAAACAGCAAUGACUGACCAGUAUGUUGAACAGCUUCAGAAAUUCACAGCCAUCAACAUGGGUAUUAAUCUCUACCCUGUCAGCUCGCAGGAAGAGGUUGCCAAAUUCCUCAUACAAAUGGUGAAUGUGAUUGGUGAUGCAAGAAGCAAUCCAUUUUUGAUCAAGAAAUCUCAAAAACCAAUAGACCAGACACUUUUAGAUACACUACAAACUGUUCCUGGCUUGGGAGAAAAGAAAGCCCUAGCUUUGCUGCAAAGAUUCUCAAGUUUGAAAGAAUUGGGUGGAGCCUCAAAACAGGACAUAUCAAGAGUGGUUGGUGAUGCUUGUGCACAAACAAUCAAAUCAUUUUUCUCCUCUCCACCAAAAUGAUUUUCAAGAACAAAAAAGAA
This is a messenger RNA of Dendronephthya gigantea, 706 nucleotides long. RefSeq names its product Fanconi anemia core complex-associated protein 24-like. The coding region runs from base 9 to 686 and encodes 225 amino acids. Gene Ontology annotation, molecular function: chromatin binding. Lineage: Eukaryota; Metazoa; Cnidaria; Anthozoa; Malacalcyonacea; Nephtheidae. The record is from RefSeq and is a predicted model, not a curated record. Gene Ontology annotation, biological process: interstrand cross-link repair. Gene Ontology annotation, cellular component: Fanconi anaemia nuclear complex. The transcript is spliced from 6 exons.